GUCGAGACUGUAGUAUAACCAUGCUUUUGCUGCUGAUACAAUGUCAUUUCUUCGGAAGGUAAUUGAUUCACUACUCAACCAUCCUGGAAAUGCAGUGCUACUGCUACAUUCGAGAAACUCAAUUCUCCUACAUAGUCAUUUUAUUUUACCUUCUUUUGUGUUGUUACGUGAGGAGGAGUAGAGAGGGAUGAAAAAACAUACUUUUACUCAUAUGGUAAAGGGUGAUAAGAACAAGAAAUAGCAGAAAGAAAUUGGUGCGAUCCAAAACAGGUUCAUUUGGAAGGUACAUACAUGGUUUAUGGUUAUACCAAAGACCAACCUGUUGAAUUUUUUACUUUAUCUGUAGAAUGUGAAUUGAAAGUUUUGCCGACAGGUUCAAUUGGAAGGUAAACACAAUGUCAAUAGCUGAUGGGAUAGCUUUAUCUUGCUGUUCUUCAGUUUCUCCAUAGCAUUGAAGACGUGAAAGAAGUAAAGAACUGGAAUCUUGAUUCAAAGAACAGUAACCCUUACAAGAUGCAAACUCCACCCACUGAAUUUAACACAUCCGGCAAGAAAUACACCACCACUAAUCAGGCUUUGAAUGAAUCCUACCAGAAAGAUGGUCAGUUCAUGAGUACGGAUAGAGCUUCUCCACCAGUAAGAGACAUUAAGUACCAGCUAUUGUUUCUCAUCAUCAAUGGUCAUCGAGAUUGUGUAACUGAUACACAAAUUGCUGAACAGGUCGAUUAGUAAGCUGAGUCCUUUUUCCUGUCACUCUCGCAGUCGCAUAUGCUUUUCACAGCCACACACAAUUCAAUUGGUUGGCUUUAGAUAUUGAUUUUGAAAGUUUUUUCCCUUUGGUUUGCCAGUACCAUUUCAGUUUACCAUUUUAGUCUCAUUUUCAUAAGUUCCUCUAUAUACAGGCUUCUUCCAGUAAAGCUCUUUCUCUAUAAUUGAUGGAAGGCUUUGCCUCUUUAAUUGUAGUUGACAGGAUCUGGCAAAUUAUGUAUAUAGUUUAUGUUUAAUUAAUAAGUUA
Molecule: messenger RNA, 1015 nt
Organism: Linum tenue
Lineage: Eukaryota; Viridiplantae; Streptophyta; Magnoliopsida; Malpighiales; Linaceae
Source: the annotation of a GenBank genome assembly